AAGGCCCAGGGGCGCGUCCAUAGGCUGCGGCUUCAGUCCAAUCGUAGACACACGGCCGUCGCAAUGAAGAUGCCGGCCUCCGCCCUGCUCGCGCUCUUGCUGGCCUGGGCAGCCGUCGCUACCGAGGGCGAGGUCACGCCAGUGCAGAAAGUCCUGCAGCUCAUGGAGAACAUGCUGGCCAAAGGCAAGAAGGAGAAGCAUGACGAAGAGGUGCAGUCAGCCGCGUACCAGCAGUUCUGCGCCGACACCUCGGCCGAGAAGGAGAAGGCCAUCAAGGAGGCCGACGAGAAGAUCGAGGUGCUGAAGGCUGACAUCGAGAAGUACGAGGCCACCGCGGCUCAGUUGACGAAGGAAAUCGCGGGCCAUGAGGCCGAUAUCGCCACGUGGGAUGGCGACAUGGCGAAGGCGACCGAGGUGAGGAACACCGAGAAGGCCGCGUACGACGACGAGCACAAGGACCUCUCGGAGUCCGUGUCCGCGCUCGAGCGCGCCAUCGAGGUGCUGAAGAAGCAGGCCUACAACAGGAAGCAGGCGUCCCUCGUGCAGGUGCGGGCCCUGCAGAGCGUCAGGCUUAUCCCCGACGACGCCAAGAAGGCAAUCGCGACCUUCCUGCAGGACGACCCCGCGGAGGAGAGCCUGCUCUCGCUGUCUGCGCCAGAGGCCUUCGGGUACGAGUUCCAGUCGCACGGCAUCGUCGAGAUGCUCUCCAAGCUGCUCUCCAAGUUCUUCAGCGAACGCACGACGGUGGAGAAGGAGGAGCUGGACAGGAAGAACGCGUACAAGCUCACCAUGCAGGACCUCACGGCCCAGAGCGACCAGGCCAAGCAGGACGUCUCGGACAAGACCCAGUCCAAGGCUAAGAACCUGGAGAUGGCGGCGGAGGCCAAGGCCGACAUGACGGAGACGCAGGCGACGCGCGACGCCGACAAGAAGUACCUGGACGAUCUCAACGCCAUCUGCGCCACGAAGGCCGCGGACUUCGAGUCGAGGCAGGCGUUGCGCGCCGAGGAGCUCGAUGUCCUUGCCAAGGCCGUCGAGAUCAUCUCGGGAGCGAGCGUGGCGGGCAGCGCCGACAAGCACCUGCCGGCGCUGCUGCAGGUCAAGGCCACCUCCCUGGCGGCCCUCCGGGCCGAGGCGGUCCAUGACAGCCGGUCCCGCGCGGUCGCGUACCUGCAGGCGCUCCCGUGCCGGCUCCGCCGCACUCGCUUGUCUUCGCAGUGCAUGUGCAGCCAGUGCGUGCAGUGCUGUGAGUUGUGGGCCUUCGCCGCCCUGGGCCUCUUUCUCCGCCGCCCCCCUCGCAGCGCCGAAGCUGUGGAGACCGCGGGAUGCGUGCCGCUGAAGACCGUCCUCAGCAACAGGCUCAAGAGCGCCGAGGUCGCGGAGAGCGGUUUGCUGCGCGGGUUGCUCGUCGAGUACCUCGUCGACUGGCAAUGA
This is a messenger RNA of Prorocentrum cordatum, 1434 nucleotides long. Lineage: Eukaryota; Dinophyceae; Prorocentrales; Prorocentraceae. The record is from the annotation of a GenBank genome assembly.